AUGAAUAAGACAAGGGCCGUUAAUGAUGGUUUUCCUUUCCUGAACAGUAAGAACUGGAGUUCAAACAGAAGCUUCCUCAUGCACAUUUCUAAUCAGUGUAGGAACAUCACUGACCUUACUGUCUUUUUGGCCACCUCUUACAGCUUGGAGACUGUCCUAGGAAUUGUGGGAAACAUCUGUCUGAUUGCUGUCAUCGCCAGGCAGAAGGAAAAGGCCAAUGUCACGAACAUUCUUAUUUCCAACUUAAUAAUUUCAGACUUGUUUAUGUGUGUUGUCUGUCUGCCUUUCACUGUGGUUUACACCAUGAUGGACUACUGGAUAUUUGGGGAAGUCAUGUGCAAAAUGACUUCAUUUACUCAGUGCACAUCAGUGACAGUGUCGAUUCUUUCUCUUGUCCUCAUUGCUCUGGAAAGACACCAGCUCAUCAUAAACCCAACUGGUUGGAAGCCAAGUACCUCCCAAGCCUGUCUAGGAAUUGGAGUAAUUUGGAUUUUAGCAUGUCUCAUGUCCCUGCCUUUUUUGACCACAUCAAUCUUGUCUAAUGAUUUGUAUAAGCAGCUCUCACACAUUAUGAAUUUUUCCAGUGACAAGGCCAUAUGUGUUGACUCUUGGCCUUCUGAGCAAUACAGACUGAUAUACACGACCACUUUACUGCUCUUGCAAUAUUGCAUUCCACUGUUCUUCAUUAUACUUUGCUACCUGCGCAUCUACUUACGUCUGCAGAAGAGAAAGGACAUGUUUGAGAAGAGUGAAUACAGCAACCGAGCAGUUCAGCUGAGAAGGAUAAAUAUUUUGUUGGCAUCCAUGGUUGCUGCUUUUGCUGUUUGCUGGCUACCACUGCAUGUUUUCAACACCAUUGUGGACUGGAAUUACAAAAUCAUUUCACCUUGCUACCACAAUCUGAUCUUCUCACUGUGCCACCUGAUAGCUAUGGCUUCCACUUGUGUCAAUCCUGUUAUUUAUGGUUUCCUAAAUAGCAACUUCAAAAAAGAAGUGAAGUCACUGAUUCUAAGCUGCCAGCGUAAUUCUGUAACUGCAUCAAUGGAAGAAUAUGAGCAUUUGCCUUUAUCCACCAUGCAGACUGAAAUCUCCAAAGGCUCACUGAUGUUGAACAGCAGACAUAAUUCUACCUAGCUAGGAGAAAACAUUUCAGAGGGGUGCACUGACACCACACACUAGUUAUUACCUGUAGACAUAAAAAGCAACUGGUGAUACCAUAGCUGAGAUGUGAACAGGAACCCAUUACUCCCUGAUUUUUGGAAGAACAGGCAGAGGAAGGUCAUAAAGCUACACAGUAGCUCCUAUGGUAUACAAGGUGACACUGACAUUGAGGUGGUACUGACAUUGAGGAGACUGGACUGAUGCACGUGUCUGCUGACUAAGCUGUGGCUCCACAUGACGACAUUGGGUUCAUCAGCUAAAUUCACAUCUCUACUUGCAGACUUGCUUUGGAGAAGACUCAGUUUUUCAGUAUUAGUAAGUUUUUUCAUGAUAGCACUGCUGACACAACGGUGGAAUAUGAGAUACAGAGAUAUGUAAAUACAUUUUUGUGCUUUUUCAGCUCUCACAGCUCACUAGGUAACACUUAUCUUUCAGCAGAUUAACUCACAUCAAGCAGCUGAUGUCUGUGUGAAGUCUAUGUCUGUGUCAUAUGGUUUUGGGAAUAGCCACUGCCUCUGCAAGUCAAGACCAAGAACAAUGACUCUGGUACGUGAAGACUGCUACUUAUCAAGAGAUGACCCCAAAUUAAAAAUGUUACUCAGUGGAUUAAACUAUUAAAACACGUUGAGAUGAUGCUGAGCGCUAUUUUUAAGCAAACAGAAAAACAGUCAUAGAUCCACGUGGAAACAAGUCUGUUUGAUUUCUCACUUCCUCCUGAUGGCAGCUGCAAAAGACUGCAACACUGAAACUGUGCCAUGAGGGUACGAGAUGGCUGGAUUACUGGAGUUGUUCCUGAUCACCACAUCUGCUUUUACAGCUCCUCGGUGCUUUAAUUGCAAAGUAUCUCAUUCAAAAGGUCAGAACAGUCAUGAAAACAUCUUUGAAGAAACAUUUUUACAGUGGGGAUGCUCCCAAAGAAAUAAGUAGAAGUUCAGAGACUUUCAGUUUCCAGUUAAACUAAAACUAGGCACCAGAUACCUGUCCCACUUGCUGGUGUCACAAACAGAUGUGGAACUAAAAUUCCAACUAAUCAGUAGAAAGCCACUGAUAAUAAAAAAGUGGAAUCCAGGUCAGGUGGAAGCCAAGCUACAUGUAAAUAGGUAGCAUUGUUGCUUGCUGUAC
This is a messenger RNA of Calypte anna (Anna's hummingbird), 2283 nucleotides long. It is a transcript of the gene NPY4R2, whose product is annotated as neuropeptide Y receptor Y4-2. Gene Ontology annotation, cellular component: plasma membrane; neuron projection. Bases 1 to 1134 code for a protein of 377 amino acids. The transcript has a single exon. NCBI's taxonomy places the organism in Eukaryota, Metazoa, Chordata, Aves, Apodiformes, Trochilidae. Gene Ontology annotation, biological process: G protein-coupled receptor signaling pathway. The record is from RefSeq and is a predicted model, not a curated record. Gene Ontology annotation, molecular function: pancreatic polypeptide receptor activity; neuropeptide binding.